UUCGCCUUCAUACUCACAAUAUUGUUACUAUCUUACUAUGAUACGGAUAACACCUAUAGGUUUCCGAAAGAUCCGGUUCAAAAUCUACGGUGGAAGCAGGCGUUAUCAUCAAUUUGGCACCUUUUGUCAGAAGCUUUCACGAAUGACGAAUCACAGCAAAGGAUAUGCUCGAACCAUUUCCGGGAGCAAGAUUUUUACAUGGCUGGUGGGAAGAAAAGAUUAAAAUGUUGCGCAGUUCCAAGUAAAAAUCUGGAAUGUUUUGAUUAUCAGGUCGACGGUAAGGAGAAUCGGUGCCCUCAGACGACAGUCUGGCAAAACAAAAAUUCCGAAAACAGCAACAGUCAUUUAUCUACGAUAAGGAUACCGCUAUCAGAGCAUCCACGGAAUAUUCCAGACCUCACAGCGUCGAGAAGUCAGCAGGCUAUUCAAUCGAUUCAACCGUUGACGAAAACCAACAAAAUUGAUGCAAUUGAAUUGAAAAGAACACCGAGCAUCACGUUACCGGAUACGAACUUCACGCGCAAAGUCGAUGAUCCUGGCGAAAUUUCAUCAUUAACGGAUGGUGUCGAAAUCCCUACAAAGAAGCGACAACUUUUCCGUUAUGCUGGCGACAUCAAAAACGUCGAUGAAUUGUCGUUGGACGAGUCUAAACUAGCUCUUCGCGUAGUGCAGCAGCAAUUGAAGAAGUCUCAGGGGGACAUUAAAAAACUGAAACAGCGGAAUCUAAGACUUAAAAGGAAAAACAAAUCGUUAGAAUCUAUAUUGGAGGAGUUGAAGAUUAAAGGACUAAUAUCAGCCCAAGGGCAGAUACUUCUCCAGCCCUUCAGUGUAGAUUCAGAACUACAAAAAGAAUUAAUCCAUGGGAGGAAAGGACAACCGUGCAGUACAGCUCUACGUUCCUUUGCGACUACACUCCUAUAUUAUUCGCCGAAAGCUUAUCGAUACGUGCGCGAACAGUUUAACAAAAAACUACCCCACGAGAACACUGUAGUAAGAUGGUAUAGACGUAUUGGUGGAAGUCCUGGCAUCACAGAUGAAUCAAUAGCGGUUUUAGAAACCAAAGCGAAGGAGCGCGCUGUGGAAGGCAAACAACUUUUCGUUGCUUUAUGCAUGGACGAAAUGGCCAUUCGUCAACACGUCCAAUUCAACACAUCUACCUGCAAAAUCGAUGGAGGCGUGGAUUAUGGUGGAAUGUUACCCGGUACGGAAUCGGAGGACAAAGUCAUGCAGACAAUCGAGAUGCGUUUACUAUAA
Molecule: messenger RNA, 1254 nt
Organism: Armigeres subalbatus
Lineage: Eukaryota; Metazoa; Arthropoda; Insecta; Diptera; Culicidae
Exons: 4
Coding region: 199-1254 (351 amino acids)
Source: RefSeq, a predicted model, not a curated record